GGGGGGGGAGGAGAUUGUGAAUCCGAGCCAGUCUACGUUAGCUGGCCUAGCCGGACUCGGGAGCUCGUCUCCCAAAACAAGAAUGGGGUCCGGGUCCGCUCGGACUAGCUCGCUGGCGGAGUGACCUUUGAUUGGACUCUCCGAUGGCAAAUUUCACGAACUACCAGGACGGGAAGGCAGCGAUGUUGAUGGUGGAGACGCAGCAGCGGGACGUGGGGACGAAGCCCGCGGCUGCAGCGAACGGAGACGGCUCGGUCGGGGAACCCCCUUCCCCGUUAAUUAAUAUCAGCGGCGGCGGCGGAGGAGGAGGAGGAGGCGGCGGCUCUCGCUUCCACCUACCGCCCUCCAACCACCUCCACCACCACCACCUCAGCAGCAGCCACCACCCGCCAAAGGAUCACCACCACUACCAGCUGGCCCCGCAGCAGCAGCAGCAUCUUUCCGGGGAAAACAUCGCGGAGUCCCCGGGCAGGAAAGCCUCCUCCUCCUCCUCCUCCUGCUCGUCGACCCUCAGCCAGGCGCACACGGCCGAGGACCCCGCCGCUAGCAGCAGCAGCAGCGGCGGCGGCGGCAGCGGCCAUGUAUACGCGGCGGUGAGUGUCGCCAGCACCUCGGACGCUGUGGACGAUAUUCGCAAAUGUGGCUAUUUGAGAAAGCAGAAACACGGACACAAGAGGUUCUUCGUGCUGCGGGCGGCCAGCCACCUCGGCCCGAGCCGCCUGGAGUACUACGACAGCGAGAAGAAAUUCAGGAGCAGCCUGCGCUCCGCCGCCGCGGCCGUGGCCAGCGGCGGAGCGGUGGCCCCUUCUCCCCCGAAGAGGGUGAUUUACCUCUACCAGUGCUUCACGGUAAACAAGAGGGCGGACUCCAAAAACAAACACCUCAUUGCUCUUUACACCAAGGACGAGUACUUUGCCAUUGUGGCUGAGAACGAGCUGGAGCAGGAGGACUGGUACGUGGCUGUCAGUGAGCUGAUGAGUGAGGGCAAGAAAGGGCACCUGGACUCGGAUGAUCUGGAUGACGGAUACGGGACAGUCACUCCUGGCACCGUGUUCAAGGAGGUGUGGCAGGUGAAUGUGAAACCUAAAGGACUGGGUCAAACGAAAAACCUCACAGGUGUUUACCGGCUAUGCCUCUCAACGAAAACCAUUCACCUCGUCAAGUUGAACUCUGAAACCCCUUGUGUGAACCUGCAGCUGAUGAACAUCCGGCGCUGUGGACAUUCAGAGAGCUUCUUUUUCAUCGAGGUGGGUCGCUCCUCUUCGAUCGGGCCCGGGGAGAUCUGGAUGCAGGUUGAUGAUUCCGUCGUGGCCCAAAACAUGCACGAGACCAUCCUGGAGACGAUGAAGUCGCUGAAAGCUUUUGCAGAGUUUCGGCCAAGGAGUAAGAGCCAGUCCUCGGGCUCCAACCCCAUGCCGUUCAUCACGACGCGGCGCCACCUGGGCAACCUGCCACCCAGUCAGACUGGGCUGCAGCGGCGGUCGAGAACUGAGUCGGUCGUGGGUACGCCACCUUCCAGUAAGAGCUCUGGGGCUAGUGGUUAUCGUUUCCGCACAUCCAGUGAGGGUGAGGGGACAAUGAACCGGCCGUUCCGCUCCGCCACAGGAAGUCUGGUUCACCUCAACUCGGCGCGUGCCCAUCAUGGUCGUCAGGAGGGUGGCGGAGGCAGCAGUGUUGGUGUCGCCACAGGAAACGCUGGUACGAGCACCGGCGCUGGACGCUAUGUCAGAGCCAUCCCAGGGUCAUCAGCCAACUACCACGCCCGCUCCGCCUCCCUCCCCGUCUCCCACUUCCCCUCCACCACCAGCCCAGUGAGCGUCUCCUCCAGCAGCGGCCAUGGCUCUGUGUCCGACACACUCACACGCCCAUCAAGCGCCUCGAUAUGCGGCUCCCCGUCUGAUGGCGGCUUCAACUCCUCGGAUGAGUAUGGCUCAAGCCCUGGUGAUUUCCGAUACUUCCGGGUGCGGAGUAACACACCAGACUCCCUAGGCAACACCCCACCAAUCAGAGAGGAGAACUGUCUAAAUGAUUACAUGGCCAUGGGCUGGAACCGGGAGGUGUUUGGCACCAGUGCAGGGUCUGGAAACAACAGUGGAGGUGACACACCUCGGGAUGAGGGCUCAUCAGCGGCAGAGGAAGAUCGUUUUUCUUCAUCGUCAUCGCUGAGGAGGAGGACUCAUUCAUUCACCAGACCUGCAGGCGGUGCAACCGGUGGUUCUGGAGUGGCCGUUUACCAGAAAAUGACCCAGACCAACUUUUCAUUGGAUGAGGAGUCAGACGUGGUGUUGCCAUUUGGCAGCGGGCUGCUCCGUGGUGGGCCGUCCUCCUCCUCUUCCUCGCUCCGCUCUGACUACAGUUCCUGCUCCGAGCACAGCCAACAGAGCCGUCCCUCCACGCUCUCCCGGACGGAGGCCGGCAGUGAGCGUCCUCCUCUUUCCUCCUCCUCUGCCAAGGAAGACAGCGGUUACAUGCCCAUGCUGUGCGGUGUCGCUGCUUCACCACGGGACACGCCCCCCGACUACAUGCCUAUGCAACCCGGCUCUUACUCCCAUCAUGUCUCCCAUUCCCCUCAGUUUCACAGCCCAGCAUUAGCCACCCGCUCAGCCCACCACCAGCUCCAGCCUCAGUCCUCCACAGACUCCCACGGUUACAUGAUGAUGCUCCCAGGUGGCAGCGGCAGCUCCCCCUCCCCAGUGCAGGCCUCCCCCAACCCACACAGUAGCUCCAGUUUGGCAGGUGCCAGUGCGAGUGACAGUAUAGCAGAGAGACCUGAGAAUGGGGAAUAUAUGGACAUGUCGUACAGCAGCAGUGGAGGGCGCAAGCUCUCAAACGAAGGGAGUAGUGGAUAUUUUACACCUGAGAGCACCCCAAAGUCUUACAGCCCUUAUUUUUCCCUCCCUCGCUCCUACAAAGCCCCCACAAGAGAGAGGGAUGAGAAAGAGUGUGGGGAGUAUGUUCCUAUGAGUUCUCCUGCCAAGCCAGUCUUUUCAUCAGUUGCCACAGCCUCAAUGUCAACACCAGAGAAGAGGGGUGGGGGAGGAAGUAGCACCUCAACCCCCUCUCAUCCACCGCCGCCUUAUGGAGCUCAUCACACGACCGCAGCGAUGGCUGACAGACGCGUCGUGAGGCCUAACCGCCUCCCUUUAGGUAGAAGGAGUUUCCACGGCCCGCUGCGGGUUAGUGAGCCCUCCGCAGUGUCUUCAGGAACCACAACGUCAGUCCCUGCCACUGCUAGCUCAUCCGAAAGGCCUUCCAGUCCUGGAGAAUAUAUUAACAUAGAGUUUGGGGAUCACUACCCCCACCAACAACAGCCCCCUGCCUAUCCUCUCUCUGCCCAAGAUGAAGCACCUUCCCUGGGAUCCGUCGACCACCGCCACUCUCCCCCACAGCCCCAAGUUCACCAGGACUACAUGAGUGUGGAGGUGGAGGCAGAUCAGCGGGACAGUGCAGGAUGUCUGGGUAAAAAACAGUCUCCCAGACCCAGCCUCGUCGCCCCAUGGAACCCGCCCAGUUAUAUCAGACCGCUGGCUAGCAAUCCAGGGGCACUGGCCUCCCCUGGAGUCCCCGCUGCAGGUCACUGGAGGUCGAAGGGUGACGACUAUACAGACAUGACAUUUAACCUCAGCAGAGGUGAUAGGACGCAAACAAGCCCCACAGCCAUGCUGCAGCACCUCUGUGUAAUAGAGGGACGCUACGGCCAUGCUUCCUCUGCCUCCCCCUCAUCCAUUUCCCCUCCUCUCCCCCCGUCAAGUCCAGGUAGGACGCCAACACAGCAGCCGGAGCCUAAGGUGGUUCGAGCUGACCCGCAGGGCAGGAGGAGACACAGCUCAGAGACAUUCUCCUCCACUUCCUCCUCUAAUUCAACUCCCCCUGGAGGAGGACUUGGACCCUCAUCCUCAGCCACGCACCCCACAGCGAACCCCACGGCCUCUAAUGGAUCAUACCUAGCUGAGGGUCAAGCUUCCAGGUGGGCCAGUUCAGCAUCUUUCGACAGUGUGUGGAUGUCUGUGGAGGGUGUAGGAGACUCGCCGGCUCACCACGCUCCAACAAGAGCCACGGAAACGGGGACUACGGCCGGGACCUCAGCCUCUGCCUCCUCCUCGGGAGCUGGAGCUGGGAGGAUGUGCAGAAACAUGUCUGUUGGCUACCAGAACGGCCUGAACUACAUCGCCUUGGAGCUGAGGGAGGAUGGGACUAACGUAGGAGCCAUGACGUCGGGAGGUGGUAGCAGCAAUGGGAGCUCGGCGACAGCGAUGGCAGCAAUGGGGACUGUGUCUCUGCCGGAGAACGGCGCCUACGCCAGCAUAGACUUCACCAAAUCUGACGGAGUCUCCACGACAACCAAGGACUGAACGAGGACGUCAGAGGUUCCCCGCCCUCCUCCUCUUCCUCCUCUUCGUCCUCAUCUCUCCGCUCGUGGCACUUGACUCUGCCUGUGACCUUUUGGCCUCCCGCACCAGUGACCUCUGACCUCCACCCUGACAGAGAAGCCGCUCCCUUCUGGACCCAGAAAACAACAAACAACAUCACAACAGAUGACGCUUGCAGUUUUAUUUUUAAGUGUAUUUCAUCUUUUAUUUUUUAUAUAUGCACAUAUAUCGAGACAUGUAUGCAUAUUUUUUCUUUGUCAUUUUUUAAAUCACCCCCUCCCCUCUCUGAAUCAAUGCUACCGGUGUCCCCCCCCACCCUCGUGUUCAGUGAACUUUGACUGAGGGGGCGUCCACUGAACCUCAUGGUUCUGAUUCUGCGUACGGUAUAAAAAAGGGAGGCUGGAAUGCUAAGCUAAGGCAUUAUGGUACAGACUUGGAAACUUUUAUGUUGCAUUGAACUCAAAUAUUAUUUUUUAUCUUUUGUUAUUAUUCAACCUUUUUUCUUUUUCUUUUUUUUUUUUACCCCAAACAUAAUCCAUCCUAAAUACGGUACCGUGCAGUUAUUAAGUUGUGGACAAAGUUGUGGUAGAAGUUUUUAUUUUUUAUUAUUAUCCCUCAGAUGAUACGAGUUCGUCACCAAGUGGCAUCGCACAGUUACCGUGCUCUUUCCCACACUAUUCCGCUGCAGGUACGGACGGUACCGGCAACCUUUGGAUUACAAUGGUUACCACGAUAUUCGUGGCGUUCGCACACAGCGCCACAGUUAGCUUGCGUUGCCUCUGCGUUCCAGUUCCUAGAGCUGCGGUACUGCGCUUGUGCACGAAAUUCAACGGGAUAAACCUUAAAGCGUUACUCUCUUCAUAUUCUGUAGCACAUAUUAUUUAUUUGUUGCAAUAGGUACAGAUAUUUCGUACGUUUAUAUGUUUUGUGACACCGCUGGUACUCAGCAGGGCGGGGAAAUGACGUCAGCCACCAAUCAAAUGCUGGAAAAUGUUGUCCGUCUUAAAUUCUUUCUCUUGUACGACCCACCGGAUAUGGCUAGCUCAAAUUCAGCUAGUUCAAAUAUUUUAUCUUGUUCGUUUAAUCGAAUUCUUUUACAGAAGUUUUGUGGCUUCAGCUUUACAUUUCAGAUAUACUGUUUAAUUAGUGAGCUUCAAACAAAGCCAGGGUAGCUGUUUUCCAAUUUUCACGCUUUAUGCUAUGCUAAGCUAAGCUAACGAGCUAUUAGUUUAAAAAUACAAAUCCUAAGUAUCUUGUAGAGGUUUUUCAGACUCAGCUGCUGUGGCCGACGCAUAGAAAAGACGUUUUUCCCGCCCUGCUGCUCUGCUCAUCGUACUCAGUUUCCUGCUCAAGGAGCUGUCGAGCGAAGCAGGUGUUUUCGAGGAGUUCUACAUUUUCAGUUUUACCUCAUAUGGUCCGUAGCACAGUUCAGGUUAGAGAGGGAGAGUGACGCACGCACAGACACACACACGCACACGCACACAAAACGCUGUGAAAGGUAAAAGCACAAAUUACAGACGUUGACACUGGGAUGCAAACACAAGCCUAAACACUAAUACGCACACACGGUGGUCAUGCAGCCCUAUUUAGGCGAGGAGAAGUCGCCGUGCCCCCGUUUCGGCUUUUUGUCGCCGGCUCCUGAUGACGUCCGGGAUUUUUUCGCUCACACACACGCACGCUGGGGAGUUGGUCAUUGGCUGUGGGUGACGUAAAGAGGUUUCCAGUAACCUGAGCCCCGGCCCCAGGUGCAACACGCUGGACAUACUUACCCUGUUACACACACACACACACAAACACAGACACACACGGUCAGGCAGUGAACACAUCAAUCACAGUCUUAGCCGGAGCUCGUUGCCUCCUCUCUCUCACACGAACAGACUGAUAGGCCCAUAUUUAGCAUUUCUACUCGCGCUACUCUCCCGUGACUUUCACCCACACAGCAGUUUCCAUAGAGAGAAAUGUGUGUUAACCACAAAAACUUGACAGCCAACGUAGUCCACGGAAUUUCAUUUUUGUUCAGUAUUCACUCAUCUAAUGCAACCUUCACCCUGUUUCUGAUUUUCCUUCUUUUUUUUAAAUUUUCUGGAUGAUGAAAGGUCCGUCGUUUCCCCCCGAUCACUGUCGUCCUGGUAGCAUCCGGCUGAGCAGGGAGGGGGGGGGGUGUGGAGCUGGGGAGCAGCGAGGGCAUGUUUUAGUCUGAAGUUCGACUGACUGCAGGGAGUGGUCUCACAGUAAAGGUCAGUUCGCUGUGAUUGACAGCGUUCCUGAUGCUUUGUGAGCUGCACAGGUGCCGUGAACUCUGCACAUCUGGUAAUUCACGUUGAUAUAAAAACCCAGUUAACCCUUUUUUUGAAAAUCGGUACUUAAGUCAUCGCUAUCUUGGAUAAUAGUGCGACGCUCGUUCUGUGGCUGCGCUCAUUUUUAAUUCACUGUAUGAUAAAACGAUCCAGAUCUCAAAUCCCAUGAUUCUGAACGUACAAUCUGCACAAAUACAAAGUUAAUGUAAAGAUUCAUAAAUUGCAACGCCACCUUUUCAGUGUUGGUGUUAAAAAACCUGCUGAAACACUCAGAGAAUUUGACUUAACAUGUUGUGCCAUGUUGUCUUAUUUGCACAAUAUAUAUAGAGUUUGGUGGAUUUGUGGGUCAGGAAGCAGAGGAUCAGGUGUGUUUCAGUUCAGUGAGCGGGACGACAAAGUCAGAACUCCGGCUUUGUUAGAGUAAAAGUUCCAUUGUGUUGCUUUAAAAAAAAUGUUGUGUAUGAACAAAAUAAACAAUUCUCGCGCCAUGUUUUCCCUUCAGAUGGAGCACAAGGUUAUAUAUCUGCAACCGAACAAUUAUUGUUAGCAUCGAAUAAUCGGAUUAUUUGUACGGUUUAUCGGAAAGUUUUCAAUACAAAUCCCAAAGAUAAUCAUUUUCCAGUGAUAUAAAAGAGUGGAAACUGUCAUCGUUGGAACCAGAUGUGUUGAGUUUACAGCUUCAGGGCAUUUCACUGAAUUCAUCUCUAAAGUUGAAACAUAAACCAGAGGAAAUGUCUCACAACAUCCUGUCCCUCCCUCGCAUCUCCCCUUUUUUAACCUCCAGUGACGACAGCCGAUAAGAAAAGAGCAUCUUUUAGAAAGAUGUGAAUCAUGUCAGAAGCAGAAGAGAUGAAGAAGAAGCAGUUUUCCUGUGUGUGGAGGUUAAUACUCACAACGUCGGUACAGAAAGAGAAAAUCUGAACCAGAGAAACCCCCUUUUUUUUUGACCCCUUUAUCUCCAUGUGGAGGGUUCGGAUUAUUCAUCCUCAGCACGUUCUUGUUUUAAAUGUUCUGAUUUCAUUAACUGAACUUCCCCCCAAAUGCUGUUGAAAGAUUUUACGCCUGUGACGCAUCCUGUGUGUACGUUAUGAACAAUGUGAGAUAUUUUUUCCUUUUGCCCUUGUUGAGCGAACAAAUGAUUGAAUAUAAGAAUAUUCAGGCUGCGGCGGCCCAAGACAAAAUAGAAGAUUUAGUUUUUUACUUUCUGAAAAAAUGUUUUGUGUACUUCUUAUGCUGCGGCGAUGUCUUGCUUUCGGGUUUUUAACGCUACGGCAAAACAAAGUGUUAGAGCUAGAUUUUGGGAGGAUUUUGGAAUAAUCCCCCCUUAAUUUAUUGGAAAAUAUAUGUUGUUCACGUCUGAUUGCCUUCAUGUCGAACUUUACCCCCCCCCCCCACUCACGUUUAAUUCUUUGUCAUAUCUGAAUAAAUUUACACAGAAUCUGUGUUUAUUUUGGCAACAAUUCAACCUCAAAACUCUCCAUGUUACUGAUUCUGAUGUUGGAAAAUCAGCUGUUAUGAAUUGUUCAUGUUCGGGGCGGAGAAAUUAGACCUACAUAAUAUAAAUAUAUAUAUAUAUAUAAAUAUAUAUAAUCCUCGCAGAGAAGACUUAGGGUACUGCAUCAUUAUGCAAACUUUUCUUUUUCCUCUAAUCCUUUUUGAUUUAUUUUGUAUUCUAGUUUACAGAGGGGGAAAAAAUAAUCAUCUUAUUUUUGGUUGUUUUGUUGUAUUGGGGCCUCUUAUUUCUCUGAAGACUAAGUGAUACAAGGCUAGUAUUUUUUUUUAAGAGUACUUAGGCAUUUUUGCAGUUAUUUGUAUAAAUACGUGGGUUACAACCUCCGCCUAAUGUUUAUUUUUUGUAACUAUAUUACAGUUUAUUUGCUGCUGUUUUAGUACAGUUAACAGUUGGAGAUGCUGUCGGUGGCGACCAUCACCGUGACGACGAUGAGGAUGAUGGUCAUUGCCCUGCUAACAGGCGCGGGUCGGGGGUCGGGGGGGGGAAUCUACCCGAACCCCACUUUACCCCCGCUACCCGUGUUCUUAUUUUCCCGAGUUGAAUGCUGUUGUUUAUUAGCUUUACAGGAAAGAGAAAGAGUUAAAAAAAAAAAAAAAUAGUGUGGAGGUGUGUAUCCUUCGUAUGUGCAUUAUUUUUCAGCGACGUACGUCCUAUAUACGAAAAAGAAGAAAACACGAGUACAAAAAAAAAAGGAAGAGGAGAAAACUGUGGUGGAAAUGGAAAUCCUUCUGUAAAUAAGGAAAAACUCAAGUUGUCGCUUUUUUCAUGUUAUGAUCGGCGCCUUGCGAGGUGCCCCCUCUCUUUUUGUUUUUGUUUCCUUCUCUCUUCUCUCGUUUUAUUUCCUUGUGGAGGGAAAGGGGGGGGGGCGGGGGGUAGGAGGGGUACUCAGAGGCGAUUUGAGCAUCGGCAUAGUGUUUAUAUUUAUCAAAACUCUUUUGCUUUCGAUAGAGCUAUUGCAAUAAAAAUGUGUUCAUGUAA
Molecule: messenger RNA, 9158 nt
Organism: Hippoglossus stenolepis (Pacific halibut)
Lineage: Eukaryota; Metazoa; Chordata; Actinopteri; Pleuronectiformes; Pleuronectidae
Gene: irs4b
Product: insulin receptor substrate 2-B
Exons: 2
Coding region: 144-4352 (1402 amino acids)
Biological process (GO): insulin receptor signaling pathway
Cellular component (GO): plasma membrane; cytosol
Molecular function (GO): phosphatidylinositol 3-kinase binding; insulin receptor binding
Source: RefSeq, a predicted model, not a curated record